AACCCACAAAAGCGAACCUAAUCUGAAAAAUUUACCCUUUCUGAGAGGCUGAAAAUGCAGUUAGCUAGCUACAAACAAACAAACAGUUCUCUGUUCUCUGUUCUCUGUUCUCUGUUCUCUGUUCUCUUGUCUUGUAGGAGUAGUAGUAGGCUGUAACAAGGUUGGCGGUGGUAUGCUAAGUGAGGCACGUUUUCCAUCUCUUGGCUCUCUUUUCUCUCGAAUCCUCCGUUCUUCCCUCCACCACCACCAACUAAGUUCAACAUCAAACCCACCAUUUUCUCUUUCCCCUUAUCUCAUGUCGAUUUCCACCAAAAUCCCGCACCCUGUCCUCCACCACCCUAAUUCACCAUCCCUUAAUAAAGCCCUAAAACCCUCUUCUUCUUCUUUACAUUCUACACCCAAUAAAUUAACCUUCUUUAGAUCCAUUACUAUUGAAAAAAUCUUCACAAAAUCAAUUUUUGCUACUCCCACAAGUGCUUCUUCACAACCCUCAUCAUCUCUCCAACCCAUUGAAGAGCUCCCACCGAAACUCCAAGAAAUCGUCAAACUCUUUCAAGCAGUCGAACAACCAAAGGCUAAAUACGAGCAGCUCUUAUUUUACGGUAAAAAUUUAAACCCACUUGAUGCAAAAUACAAGACCACUGAAAAUAAAGUUCAGGGUUGUGUUUCACAGGUUUGGGUUAGGGCUUAUUUUGAUUCGGAGAAAAAUGUGAUCUUUGAGGCUGAUUCUGAUUCGGUACUCACUAAAGGGCUUGCUGCUUUGUUGGUUCUGGGUCUAUCUGGUCGGCCCGUUGAAGAGAUUAUAAAAGUUUCACCUGAUUUUGCUGUCCUUUUAGGGUUGCAACAAAGCUUAACUCCUUCCAGGAAUAAUGGCUUUUUGAAUAUGUUGAAGCUGAUGCAGAAAAAGGCACUGCAGUUGUACGUUGAAGCUGAGAAGGCAGCUACAUUAGGACGCAGUGAAUCCUUAAAUGCCUCGACUGAGGCUUCUUCGUUGGGCGGUGUUAAUAUUAAUGGAAAUGUUGAGUCUGGAGAGAGUACUGAUGUUAGUGGGAAUAAUGUGAGUGUUGGUGGUGGAGAUGGCGAUGUUUUGAGGAGUAGAGGGAUGAGAAUUAAAGAGAGAUUAGAGAAGGAACUUAGGCCUAUGGAAUUGGAAGUUGAAGAUAUAUCUUAUCAGCACGCGGGACACGCUGGGGUUAGAGGCAGUGAUGGAGAGACGCAUUUUAAUCUAAGAGUGGUUUCUGAGGAAUUUGAAGGGAAGAGUUUGGUUAAGAGGCAAAAGAUGAUUUAUGAUUUGCUGCAAGAUGAGUUGCAGAGCGGAUUACACGCUUUGUCAAUUGUGGCCAAGACGCCCUCUGAAGUUGGUAGUAGUUGAAUUUAACUGCCGGCAUCAAGAGAGGUCUGGUUUGUUCUGCCCUGUAAACUUUUCGUCCUUGUUGAAUUUAUUGAAGUUUAUACCUCAUAGUAACUAAUAGCAUGACACCCUGAGAAGUACUGGAUUGUUUCUUUUCUCACGAGAAUCUUAAUAAAGUAGUUACUGAAGUAUUUAAAACUAAGUUUUUCUUUCCCUCCCAAGAUUUAGAACAAUAGAGAGCUUCAAUUGUCUUAUCUACUGCAAUAAUUUGGUUGCUUCAAUCUUA
Messenger RNA from Nicotiana tabacum (common tobacco), 1637 nucleotides. Lineage: Eukaryota; Viridiplantae; Streptophyta; Magnoliopsida; Solanales; Solanaceae. The record is from RefSeq and is a predicted model, not a curated record.